UUGGUUGCCAUGGGAAUUCAGAAUUCACAUUGUUUGGGUUACUUGCAAACAACAAGCUCAGUUUAUUUUUCUAAAAAUGUCUUCAUUAAGAAACAAAACUGACGAUUCAUCAGAAUUUGGACUGAUAAAAGAUAAAGAAAUAAAAUUCGAUAUCCCAAAUUUACAAAAUCGAUUAGUGAAUGGUGAAGUUGUUCUCGCAACCAUUCCCCAUAUUGAAGAUUCUAAAGGAAAUCCUGGUGAUUCGGGAACAUUGUUGACAACUAAUUUAAGGAUAAUAUGGUACUCGCUUGUUCACAAAAAAUUUAAUCUUUCUGUUGGAUAUGGAAGAAUUAUAACCCUCAACACAAGAACUGUAUUCUCAAAGGUUCGAGGGACAGCUCAAGCGUUGUAUAUUCUUGCGGCUGGAGAAAACUCUCGGUUUGAGUUUUUGUUUACUGAUGUCUCAGGAGUAACAAAGUCUAAUUCGUUUUUCUCUUGCGUCUAUGACAUUCAACAUAUUUAUCAGAAAACAUUUUUGUACAGAGAACUUAAACUUCGUAGUGCUAUUCUCCGUUCCGGUCAAUUGAUUUUACUUCCCGAGGAGCAGAUUUAUAGUUCGAUAGAUGGUGUAUGGAAUUUGUCCAAUGAUACAGGAAAUUUAGGAUCGUUCAUCGUCACCAACAUACGAAUGGUUUGGUUUGCUAAUGUCAAUGAAAGCUUCAACAUAAGUGUGCCUUAUAUUCAAAUAGCGAGUAUAAAAAUAAGAGAUUCAAAAUAUGGUGACGCUCUGGUUGUGCAAACGUCAGAAAUAAGUGGUGGUGGAUAUGUGCUUGGUUUUCGUGUGGAUCCCAUUGAAAGACUUAAUGAAAUUUAUAAAGAAUUGUGUUCCUUAUUUACUGUCUAUAGUGCAAAACCUAAUUUCGGAGUUCACUAUGACUAUCAGGGCUAUGAUAAUUCGUCUAAAAAUCAAAUAAAUGAAAAUGAAUUUAAAUUUGAUGAAUUCCAAGAGAUCAAUGAAGACCAGGAAAAGGAAAUCAAUUCGAAAUUGACAGCAUAUUUGGCAGAGGGCUAUACAACUGAUGUCACUCCAAGACCACCAACUUACUGUAAGGAAUUAGGGUUUGCAAUGGAAGAAAUGAGGAGUGGAUAUAAGUUAAGUGAUUUAUGGGAAGUUGCUCCAACUACUACUACAAUUACACAACAAACUGAAGAAAUUAGUAAUUAGUUUAAAUUAUUUUGUAUAUUUUUAAUGUUAUUUAGAUGUUUAUUAGAAAAAAAUAAGAAUUUGGGAAAACAAGAUUUUAUGUUUUGU
Molecule: messenger RNA, 1291 nt
Organism: Eupeodes corollae
Lineage: Eukaryota; Metazoa; Arthropoda; Insecta; Diptera; Syrphidae
Gene: BBS5
Product: Bardet-Biedl syndrome 5 protein homolog
Exons: 5
Coding region: 77-1204 (375 amino acids)
Biological process (GO): intracellular transport; cilium assembly
Cellular component (GO): ciliary basal body; BBSome
Molecular function (GO): phosphatidylinositol-3-phosphate binding
Source: RefSeq, a predicted model, not a curated record